AUGAAACGGCAAGUACUGUGGUUUAUUUCCUUCCUCUCUCUCGGCUCUGUGUUCGGGCAGGUUAGUUACUCCAUUCCGGAGGAAAUGGCGGCAGGCUCUUUCGUUGGUAAUAUAGCACAAGAUUUAGGUUUGGAUAUAAAAAGACUAAAAUCCGGCAAAGCUCGCCUGCAUACUGGAAAUAACGCAGAAUACAUCGAGCUGAAUAGAGAAAGAGGGGUGCUGCUGAUCAAAGAAAGAAUAGACAGAGAAGCAUUAUGCGGACAGACAACGCCGUGUGCUUUGCAUUUGCAGAUCAUUAUGGAAAAUCCCAUAGAAUUUUACAGGGUCACCGUCGAAAUUCUUGAUAUUAAUGACAAUGCUCCUCAUUUUCAGAAAGAUUCAAUGAAAUUUGACAUAAGCGAGUCCGCCAUGAUGGGUGCAAAAUUUGUUCUUGAAAGGGCCUUUGAUUCGGACAUCGGGAUGAAUGGCCUCCAAAGUUACUCACUCUAUCCUACCGAUAAUUUCUUUUUAAAGUUGUAUGGCCAAGCUGAUGAUAGUAAAAAGGUAGAAAUGGUUUUACAGAAACCGUUGGACCGAGAGAGAGAAGAGCAGAUAUCUCUGCUGCUAACUGCUAAUGAUGGGGGUGACCCAAAGAUGUCCGGAACUGUGCAGAUCCACGUUACAGUUUUAGACGCAAACGACAACGCUCCUGUAUUUACACAGACAAUUUACAGGGCUCGUUUGCAGGAAAAUUCCCCUAAAGGUACAUUAUUAAUUACAGUAAGUGCAUUAGAUGUAGAUUACGGUUCAAAUGGCUUAGUAACAUAUUCAAUGUCAAGUAGCACGGUGGGAAUUCUGAAUCAUUUUGAAAUAGACGAAAGCAGUGGUGACGUGCGUGUGAUAGGCGACGUUGAUUAUGAAAAGUCAAAACAAUAUCAAAUCGAUAUUGAAGCUAGGGAUCAAGGAGGGCUGUCAAAUUCUAGUAAGUUAGUGGUAGAUAUAAUUGAUAUUAAUGACAAUAAGCCCUUCAUCGAUGUUAUAUCAAAGUCACGUUUAAUUCCAGAAAGCUCUCCCUCCCACACCGUUAUAGCUGUAAUGACAGUACAUGAUCCUGACUCCGACGAUAACGGGGUAGUCAAGUGUGUCCUCGGUGAAAACGUUCCGUUUAUAAUAAAAUCUACUUCCAGUGGUUUCUAUAGCUUAGUGACAGACAAUGAUUUAGACAGAGAGAGAGCCUCUGAGUAUAAUAUUACAGUGACCUGCUCUGAUGAGGGAGUGCCCUCCCUCUCCAGCAGCGUCACUCUCACCUUACAGAUCUCUGAUGUGAAUGACAACGCGCCUGUUUUUGAGAGGAGCUCAUAUGAGGCCUACAUUGUAGAAAACAACACACCAGGCCUCUCUAUAUUCACAGUGAAAGCCAGAGACGCUGACUGGAACCAGUAUGCGCGUGUUUCUUACAUACUGGAGGACUCCUCUGUUAACGGAGUGCCAGUCUCCUCAUAUGUGUCCGUUAGUGCUGAUAGUGGAGUCAUCCAUGCAGUGCGCUCUUUUGACUACGAGCAGAUCAAAGACUUCCAGUUCCGCGUCAAAGCGCAGGAUGGAGGCUCCCCUCCACUCAGUAGCAACGUGACCGUGAAAAUAAUGAUCCAGGACCAGAACGACAACCCACCUCAGGUUCUGUACCCAGUCCAGACUGGUGGCUCUCUGGUGGCUGAAAUGGUGCCUCGUUCAGCAGAUGUGGGCUAUCUGGUCACUAAAGUGGUGGCUGUUGAUGUGGACUCUGGACAGAAUGCCUGGCUCUCCUAUAAACUGCAGAAAGCCACAGACAGGGCGCUGUUUGAAGUGGGCUUACAGAAUGGAGAAAUAAGAACUAUCCGCCAAGUGACUGAUAAAGAUGCUGUGAAACAAAGACUGACUGUUAUAGUGGAGGACAACGGGCAGCCCUCUCGUUCAGCUACAGUCAUUGUUAACGUGGCGGUGGCGGACAGCUUCCCUGAAGUGCCGGAGUUCACUGACUUUACACACGACAAGGAGUACAAUGACAACCUGACUUUUUACUUAGUGCUGGCUUUGGCUGUAGUUUCCUUCCUCUUCAUCACGUGUUUAGUGGUUAUUAUAUCAGUGAAAAUCUACAGAUGGAGACAGUCUCGCGUCCUGUAUCACUCCAAUCUCCCUGUGAUUCCGUAUUAUCCACCACGUUACUCAGACACUUUGGGGACAGGGACUCUCCAGCACGUGUACAACUACGAGGUGUGCAGGACGACUGACUCCAGAAAGAGUGACUGUAAGUUCGGCAGAGCUGGUAGUCAGAACGUGCUGAUAAUGGACCCCAGUUCUACAGGGACGAUGCAGCGGAUACAGAGUGAAACGAGCAUCCUGGAUGAGCCAGACUCUCCUCUAGAGGAUUCUUAA
Micropterus dolomieu (smallmouth bass) is the source of this 2391-nucleotide messenger RNA. Its product is annotated as protocadherin beta-16-like. Bases 1 to 2391 code for a protein of 796 amino acids. Gene Ontology annotation, biological process: homophilic cell-cell adhesion. Gene Ontology annotation, molecular function: calcium ion binding. Lineage: Eukaryota; Metazoa; Chordata; Actinopteri; Centrarchiformes; Centrarchidae. Gene Ontology annotation, cellular component: plasma membrane. The record is from RefSeq and is a predicted model, not a curated record. The transcript has 3 exons.